AUGGAUGAUAGAUUAUUUAUGAUAUGGGAUAUUGGUUUGGAUUUAGAGCGAAUACAUAAAGCCGUUCCUAUACACACUGGAGUAGCAUAUAUUGCAGUUUUUGGUCUUUCAAUGGCAUCCAGUCGCAUCAAUCGUAGUACAUCGGAUAUUUAUGGUGUAAUAAUACCUUACAAUGCUCCGGAAGUACUUCGUGGAGGCGUUAUUCUUCAAAAUCAGACGAUUACGCCCACAAAUACAUUAUCUUUAUACCUUCAAUUAAUGCAAAAUUUCUGGGAUAAUGAUCCUCUAAAAAGACCAACAACAAAAGAAAUAAAGGAUCAACCGAGUAAACGUAAAAUGCAACAGAUGACUGAUGCAGAUGAAAGACAAAAUUUUUCUCAUACCUUAUUUGAUGAUGAAAAAACGAGUCCCAAGGCUAUUUAUACAAGCAGAGCAUUGCGAUUGGUAACAAUUAAGGAAUCAAAUAUAUCUUCCAAAGAAAACAUGCUGGUAAUAGCGUCAUAUGACGACCCCGGGUUCCAUGACACAGGGAAAAAAGAAAAAGAAAACAUAUCUGUAUAA
This is a messenger RNA of Dentiscutata heterogama, 561 nucleotides long. The record is from the annotation of a GenBank genome assembly. NCBI's taxonomy places the organism in Eukaryota, Fungi, Glomeromycota, Glomeromycetes, Diversisporales, Gigasporaceae.